Messenger RNA from Patella vulgata (common limpet), 669 nucleotides. RefSeq lists its product as uncharacterized. The record is from RefSeq and is a predicted model, not a curated record. The coding region runs from base 1 to 669 and encodes 222 amino acids. NCBI's taxonomy places the organism in Eukaryota, Metazoa, Mollusca, Gastropoda, Patellidae. The transcript is spliced from 4 exons.
AUGAAGCAAGCCAGUGCCAAGAAGAAUUCCUUCAAUCGAGGUAAGGUCCUUAAUGAUAAUAUAUCAUAUGGAUUUGACAAGAAAUUCAACAAGCAUGUAGGGGAGAAGGGUGGUUUUGAAGAAGAAUUGGGUUCAAACAGCCACAAACUCGAUGAAUUCAGAGAUAGACAACGAGCCCUUAACUUCCGACGAGGAAAUCAUGCCUCCAACUUUAACAAAGCCGAUGCCAAGAAAGCUCUCCGAGAAAGCGACUUCAACAAAAACGCUGCCCAAAAGGCUCUCCAAAAUAACGAUUACCAGCGAGCUAAGGAUCUUAUUGAUAGAGAUGAAGUCAAGAGUCUUAGAGAUAGCCGACGAGGUAACCUUAAGAAUGCUGUUCAUAGUGCCGAAAAUGGUGGAUUCAACAAUAACAAUGCCGUUGCUGCCAAAACCGCCAGUUCUAAAAACCGACAAUUUGCUGAUGCUGCUGCAAAGAAGACUGCUAGUCAAGCACAAAAGGAUUUAGACGAAGCCAAAAUAGACAAAGAAAACUCAAAACGAGUUCUCAGUGACAGAAACCAGAAUCAACGCAAACUUAAAAGAUUCUUCCAUGAUAAACUUGAAGGGGGAAACAACUUUGAACGUCUUAACUUCAACAGAAAAAGAAUCGAAAGCGAUUUCGAGAAUUGA